UAGCAACCCUGGUUUGAGCGGUAUUGGUGUACUUGGUGUAUAUGGUUGUGAUAAAUGACAAUGAAACUGUAACAUUUUAAAUUAGGUGAUCACCAGAACAGGCAUUCAUGAUGCAGCGACGUGGAGGGAAGAGGAUUCGGAUGGAUGAGCCUCCACCACCAGAGUAUGAGUCACCUAUGACUCCAAUGACACCAUUGGAUGGAAGUGGAACGGAACUGCAGGAGCCAUACACACCAUAUACCCCCUACAGCAAUCAGCCUGCCACCCCAAUGCAUACUGGGUCUGACAUGUACAGUGGUGGGGAGUACAGUGAAGCAACAGGGAGCCAAACAUACCAGCAGCAGCAGUUGUACGAACAGCAAACACAGCAGACUCAACAAUUUGACCUAGCCCAGCAGCAGACACUUGCCAGCUAUGAUCAGACAGGCCAGUAUGACCAGCCACCUACACCUGUCAAUAUGGUGGCCCGCGUCCGUGUCACACGUGCACGUGUUCGUGCAGCAGCGGCUGCUGCAGCUCCUCCUCGACCUCCAGCCACCCCAGCACCACUGACAACUACAGUAGUUACUACACGACGGGGUGGUAUAGCAGUAGAGGAGCCAAAAAAGCGACGUCCAGGCAGGAGGCCCAUUUCAGAGCUGAUGGCUGAGGAUGAGAACAGCUUGUAUUACAUCAUCAGACAGGGGAAAGUUUCACUACAGGCAGUUGUGGAUGACUGGAUAGAGAGUUACAAAGUGAAUCGAGAUGCUGCGCUGUUGUCAUUGAUGCAGUUCUUUAUUAAUGCAUCUGGAUGCAAGGGUAAAAUCACAUCAUCCAUGCAGGCUUCCAUGGAACAUGCAGCCAUUAUACGAAGGAUGACAGAAGAAUUUGAUGAGGAAAGUGGUGAGUACCCACUCAUCAUGACAGGCCAGACCUGGAAGAAGUUCCGCAAUAACUUCUGUGACUUUGUGCAGAUCCUCGUCAAACAGUGCCAGUACUCAAUAAUUUAUGACCAGUAUCUCAUGGACAAUGUUAUCUCUCUCCUCACUGGUUUGUCCGAUUCUCAGGUCCGAGCCUUCAGACAUACCGCUACACUAGCAGCCAUGAAGCUGAUGACUGCUCUGGUGGAUGUUGCUCUAACUGUGUCUGUGAACUUGGACAAUACUCAGCGGCAGUAUGAAGCAGAGAGGCAGAAGGCACGUGACAAGAGAGCCAGUGACAGACUGGAGUCCCUUAUGUCAAAACGGCAGGAGCUGGAGGAAAAUAUGGAUGAGAUAAAAAACAUGUUGACCUACAUGUUCAAGUCUGUGUUUGUGCACAGAUACAGGGACACGUUGCCAGAGAUCAGAGCAAUUUGCAUGGCUGAGAUUGGUGUAUGGAUGAAGAAAUUCCACCAGAACUUCCUGGAUGAUUCGUACCUGAAAUAUAUUGGCUGGACUCUCCAUGACAAAGUUGGAGAAGUUCGUCUCAAAUGCUUACAGGCCUUACAGCCACUUUAUGCAAGUGAAGAACUGAAAGGCAAGUUGGAACUUUUCACCAGUAAAUUCAAGGACCGCAUUGUUGCCAUGACACUGGACAAGGAGUAUGAUGUUGCAGUGCAAGCUGUACGCUUGGUCAUCAGCAUCCUCAAGCACCAUCGAGAUAUCCUGACAGACAAAGAUUGUGAGCACGUGUAUGAGCUGGUAUAUUCUUCUCAUCGAGCUGUUGCCCAGGCAGCUGGUGAGUUCCUGAAUGAACGUCUGUUUGUGCCAGAUGAAGAGGCUGUUGCAGGUAUACGCACCAAGCGAGGCAAGAAACGGCUCCCCAACACCCCUCUCAUACGGGAUUUAGUGCAGUUCUUCAUCGAGUCAGAGCUUCAUGAGCAUGGAGCUUACCUGGUGGACUCUCUCAUCGAAUCAAAUGAGAUGAUGAAGGACUGGGAGUGUAUGACUGACCUCCUGCUAGAAGAACCAGGACCAUCAGAGGAAGCACUGGACGACCGACAAGAGACCAGUCUUAUAGAGAUUAUGGUCUGUUGUAUUCGUCAGGCUGCUACAGGGGAGCCACCAGUUGGUCGAGGACCUACACGUAAGAUACUGUCUGCCAAAGAAAUCAAGCAAGUACAGGAUGAUAAACUGCGCCUCACUGAACAUUACAUACAGACAUUGCCUGCUAUGCUGGAUAAGUACCGUGCUGAUCCUGAGAAGUUGGCAAACCUGCUGUCAAUUCCACAGUAUUUUGAAUUGGACAUCUACACAACUUCUCGCCAGGAAACGAAUCUUGACCUGCUGUUGAAGAAGAUGGCGUCAAUUGUAGAAAAGCACCAUGACACAGAUGUACUGGAAACGUGUGCAAAGACGCUGGAACUGCUGUGCACCGAAGGCAAUGCCAUCUUCACUCGCUGCGAUGUGGCACGUUCAACUCUCAUCGACAUGGUCGUCAACAAAUACAAAGAAGCAGUGGAUGACUGGAGGUCACUAAUUGAAGGGGAGGAAACACCAGAUGAAGACGAAACUUUCAACGUAGUAUACAGCCUUAAGAAAGUUGCCACAUUCUACAACUGCCACAAUUUGGGUAACUGGGGCAUUUGGGACUCCAUCUUUAAGGAUAUAAGUGAUGCCAAAGAUGGCAACAAGACCUUACCUGAAGAGGCAGUGCGGUACUGCAUUUCAACUGGUUUCUUUGCUAUACUGUGGGAACUGCGUCAUCUUGAAGAAGUGAUGGAAAAUGGGGCAAAUGGCUCCGAACAACUGCGACAGCUGAAGUCAAGGCUGCACAUGUUCAUGGACACAAUGAAGGAGAUUCUGAUGUCUGGCCAGAACCAGACCUACAUGGAAGAAGCAUACCUCACAAUGUGUGACCUGCUAGUGGUGUUCUGCGACCAGCUGGGCAACAAUCCUCAUCUGGCUGAAUUGGUGUACAAACCAGACCAUAGCCUACAGAUACAACUUAAUGACUUCAUUCAGAAUUAUGUAUUUAUUAUGGAGGAGGAUGAUGAGCAGGAUGAACAUUCUAAGAUUGAGGAGUUGCACAAAAGAAGGAAUUUUUUGGCAUCAUUUUGCAAGCUUAUAGUAUACAACAUGAUGCCUACCAAAGUAGCUGCAGAUGUGUUCAAACAUUAUGUCAAGUACUAUAAUGAUUAUGGCGACAUUAUCAAGGCAACACUAGGCAAGGCUCGAGAAAUCAACAAGACUAACUGUGCUCGGACGAUGGCAAUCAGCUUGACUAUGUUGUUCCGAGAGCUGCAAAGAGAUGGCACUCGUAUAAACAGACAGAGUGAAGACUUUGUCAGCCUGAAGGAACUGGCAAAGAGGUUUGCUUUGUCCUUUGGCUUGGAUGCAGUAAAAAAUCGUGAAGCCAUCACAGCACUGCACCGAGAGGGAAUCUUGUUUUCAGUGAAUCCUCUAGAGAACAGUGAAGAUCCCACUGGGCCACCCCCAAAUUUGCCAUUCCUUGAGAUCUUGACAGAAUUCACCAAUAAACUGCUGAAGCAGGACAAGCGAGUUGUCUUGACUUUCCUGGAUCGUCGUAUUGCUGCCGGAAUGCCAUCAAGUCGUGGUGAAGACUGGCAGCCAUUACUGAUGUACCGUAACAGCUUGGUGCAUGGAGAGACUGACCAGCCUCCUGUCACAUCAAAGCGAGCUUACAGCCGCAAGAAAAAGGACUAUGCAGCAGAGGAAGAGGAACAGGGAGAGGAGGCUGAAGAGGCAACCUCUGACCAGGAGUUCAGCACAGGUUAUUAGUCACACUGUUUUCUGUGCCAGUCACCUGCAAGCCACAGGCUCAGAAUAGUUCUUACUACAAAGUCUGACAUUCCGCAUGAAAUUCGACGGUAUAAUUCAACAGGAUGUGCAUCAAUCAUAUGAACAACAGUUCAGGAGCUGUGAUAAUCAUUACCCUUGAUGGAAACAUUACUGAUUCCUUUUAUUCCAAAUUCUUAUUGUCAUGGUUCCUUUUAUUUCAAAUUUUUGCUGUUUCCAAACAGAAUUUCACCAUGGUACCCUUGUUCCAAAUUCUGUGCAUUGUUUCUGUUAUAUCAAUUCAUAAUAAUGUUGUUCCCUUUGCACCAGAUUCUCAGUACUGUUGUUCCUUUUAUUCCAAAUUCUUAUUUCCAAAUGAAACUUCACCAUGGUUCCCAGUGUUCCAGAUUAUCAAUAUUGUUUCUUAUGUACCAAAUUCUUAAUACUGUUCCGUUUGUACCAAACGUUAAAUACUGUUCCUUACAUGCUAAAUUCUCAGUACUGGGUUUCCUUUAGUUUGGAUUCUUUUCAUUAUGAACCCAGUUAUUUGAAACUCUUGUUAUUUCCAAGGAUAACUUCCCCAUGGUUCCCUGUGUUUCAAAUUAUCAGUAUUAUUGUUUCUGUAGUGCCAAAUUCUUAAUAUUUUUGUUACCUUUGUGCCAAAUUCUCAGUACUCUCUUUCCCUUCUUUGAAAUUGCAGUUACCAAAAAAAGAAUGCACAUCCCUCCAAAAAUCAGUCUGCACAUUUGAAGUUACCAUGAACUCCUUGAAUGUAAAUCCUUAAUGUGUAAUGGGGAUUCCUCCCUGCUUCAGGUGAUAAGUUCUUAAAUGUGACAUGUUGAAGUGGUAAGGGAUUACUGUUCACUCUCUGCACUUAGGUCAUGCCAUUAACAACACAUUUAUACAUUUUCAUAUCCUACUUUCUGCAUAUUAAUUUCAUUACCUCAGUUGUAACAACUGUCAGAUUACAAUAUGUUAUAUAAGUAAUUAAUCAUGCAGUUUGGGUAUGUGUGCUUAUGGUGUAUUGGUGAUUUAGCAGUGAUGUGCAGUAUAAUAUCAAAAUUGGCGCCUAACUUGAAACAAAAAUCAGAACGUCAAUAUGGCUCCACACUUGCCAUUUCAGAUUUGAUUAUUUUUUCUUUAUUCUAAAUAUUUUUGGUUAAUUACCAUGUGAGAAAUGGAAGGGCAUCAUCCUGAUUUUAAUGGAUUUCCUUAUGUACGUGAUAUGGUCAGUGAAUUUUGGCCUGGAAUUUUCUUACAAUUUAAUUCUAAUAGUACCAUUGAAUCAUAGCUUUUCUGAUAAUUUUUUUGAACCCAAAGUCCUCAGGAAGCUGUCAGUUUUGUGAGAUGAUGGUUUUUUGAACAUUAGGACUGUCAGAUGGAGAUUACAUUAAUGCAAGAACUUUGUUAUAUAAUCUCCUCUCCCAUUUUCAUCCUUUUCUUUGCCUUUCCAGUCCUCUUUUUCACACCAUGUGCAUUGUCUUCUUCACCAUUUUUCUUCUUUUGUUUUCCCCGUUCUCCUCAUCUUCAAUGUCCAUAUAUGCACAGUUGUACAUCAGGAUCUCAAAGGGCCAAGCCUCUGUGGUUGUGCUUUCCAGUGCAGUUAUACUUGAGAAUGGACACCAAAGGGCUUAUUUAAUCUUGGCAGACAUGUCAUGUAUAGAAUCUUCUUGUAUUGCAAGAUUUGAGGGUCUUAUGGCAGUGACUGUGAGGGCCACUGUCUUCUGGGAUGUGGCUACGUAUAGUCUGGUAGACUGUUACCAGCAUUUUGGAGAAAUAUACUACCUGCAUCUUCAGAGCAGAAGAGUGAACUUUACCCUUCUGUCCUGAAGGUGCA
This is a messenger RNA of Cryptotermes secundus, 5535 nucleotides long. RefSeq names its product cohesin subunit SA-1 (gene SA1). The transcript is spliced from 22 exons. Gene Ontology annotation, biological process: sister chromatid cohesion. NCBI's taxonomy places the organism in Eukaryota, Metazoa, Arthropoda, Insecta, Blattodea, Kalotermitidae. Gene Ontology annotation, molecular function: chromatin binding. Bases 108 to 3701 code for a protein of 1197 amino acids. The record is from RefSeq and is a predicted model, not a curated record. Gene Ontology annotation, cellular component: cohesin complex; nucleus; chromatin.